AUGGUAUUGGAACCAACACGACCCGAGCCGAGCCCGGCAUUGCUCGACGAUAAAAUGAUUAGCGAAUUCGAGCACCUAGGCACCGAACACCUCGGGGAGGGUGGCGACUACAGCCUGGUAGAGAUUGUAAAAGCCGCGGAAUGCUUCAAGCGUGGACUGAACGCGCCGUACCGUACUCCGUUGAUCAGGGAGCCCCUGCGAGCUGAGCUGCGCAAGUACACGGUCGAGCAAGGUGAGCUCAAGGAUGCUGACGAGCCCACGCGCGAGCGUGUAUACCCGCCCGUCAUACUUCUUGCCGGAACCAAUACCCGAAGACUUCAGGUACCCCGAGCUGGCGUCGGCUCAUCCGGACUGCUGGUUGGUGGAGCAUAUGCGGUCAGAGCCAGCAUUGGUGUUGGCAUUGCGGUCACCAGCGGACUGAGCGCGGGCUGCGAAGCCGCUGGAUGCCAUGUUGGCGCCGCUAGUGGCCUGGUGUCACACGUGAUCGCCCCCGAAGCCGUUCUGCUCGAGCGCGUAGGCAUGCGACAAGGGCACUACGAGGGCGCCAACAUGGUCCACAGCCAGUUUGUUCAGGAGACAUGUUAUAAUGUGGUCAAAGGCGGCCCCAAGAACUGGCUCAGCUAUCCGCAUUUUAGCUGCAAGCGGCACCCUGGCAAGGGCUUCACUCGGCUGGAGAACCUUGACGAUCACGCGAUCGACGAUGACGAGGAGCUGGUUGAGACUCUCGGCCUUGGUGCGAGCCCGCGCGUUACUGACAAACGCAAGCCGGACGGCCCUGACCCCCGCGACGAGGCCAAGCGCCUUCAGAAUGAGAACGGAGGCCUCUGCGCACUGGUGACCGAACCAGCUGUCAACCUGCCUAGUGGCGUCUCCCCAAUCGACCAGCACGAGUUUGACGCCGGCUGCGGACGUGGAGAUGAUGCGUCAACCCACAACGGCCGCAGACGCUACCGGUCCCUUCAAGCCCUCGCCCCAUCACUGUCAAUGAUAUCUAAGAUCGUGGCUGCGACGCGUCCCAUGGAUAUGCCUAGCCUCCUGAUUGGAGAGGAGACUGGGUGCUGGACUUACUUCCAGCUACAAGUUGAAGCGGCAUUGUUGGAUAUCCUAUUCAUCCUGGUCUGUCCUGUCCCAAGAAUGGCCAAAGGUUUCUUCGGCCACAUGAAGAACGCUCUGCGGAGACUUCUGUCAUACGGCAGGCCGGAUAAUAAUGCGAAGAAUCGGAGCCGGCCGUUUUUCAAACGCGCUCUCGAGCUAACCAUAAGAGUCAAGCUGGGAGCUGCGAAUGACAUCACCAAGCUGCCGCAUCCACAGAUCGACCCGGCCGAGCCGACCGCCAUGAGUAGUCUUCUUGACAGACAUUUGCUACAAGGCAAGCACUCGCAGGGCAAAGGGCGGGCUUACAUCCAAGACCCAAACGAGGUCAGGGAAAUUACGCGGAUGUUCGGGGAGCAGAAGAUGACCGUCCGUGAGCGGGAAGCGGAACUGAACCGAGUCAAGGAAGAUCUCAAGUCAGACAGGGACAGACAAGAGAGACCCGCCAGUCUAAUGUACCGCGCAGCUCGAGACUUGAUGUCUUAUAAGAGGCUCGAGACGAGUGCCAGCGACUGA
Anthostomella pinea is the source of this 1608-nucleotide messenger RNA. Lineage: Eukaryota; Fungi; Ascomycota; Sordariomycetes; Xylariales; Xylariaceae. The record is from the annotation of a GenBank genome assembly.